AAACAGCUGAAAACUCAAACCCCUUUUAUGUUUUUCAUAUUUGUUCACUGAAUUUGUGCUAAAAAACCCAUUUUGAUUCAUAUAGUUGAAGGGUAAAAUAGUGAAAUAUUAUUGAAAAAAACUUAUUUUUGAUACUUUUAUGUUGAAAACUCAAACCCCUUUUCUGUUUUUCAUAUUUGUUUACUGAAUUUGUGCUCAAAAAACCAUUUUGAUUCAUAUAUUUGAAGUGGAAAAUAGCAAAAUAUUCUUGAUUUUGAUACUUUUAUGUUGAAAGUAGAAAUAGGGGCUUAAUGGGUGAGGCAAUAAUGAAUUUGGGUUCACAAUUAUCCGGGUCGGAUCGGGGUUCGGAUAGUUCAUCAUUGUUUCAUAGAAGGAUUGAGUUUCAUUUAGCAAGAAAACCAUUUAAUGGUUUUAUUAACAGUGGGAAAAAUAAUAAUAGUGGGGGGUUUAAGCUUGAAACACUGAACCCGAAUACUGAGACCCGUAAAGAAAACGGGUCGGGGAAAAAAGGCGGUGGUGACGUGGCGAUGGAAAGUAACGGGAUGGAUAUGGAAGUGAGCUUUGGUAUUGCAUUCAGAAAAAUUAUGAGAAUUGGAGCCGGCUUGCAAAAUCUUGGGAAUACAUGCUUCCUUAAUUCAGUGUUACAGUGUCUAACAUACACUGAGCCUUUAGCAGCAUACUUGGAAAGUGGGAAACAUCAAAAUUCCUGUCGUAUGGCGGGUUUUUGUGCUUUAUGUGCCAUCCAAAAACAUGUGAGUCGUGCUUUGCAGGCAACUGGGAAAAUACUGGCUCCCAAGGAUCUUGUGUCAAACUUGCGAUGCAUAUCCCGGAAUUUUCGAAAUGCCAGACAGGAGGAUGCACAUGAAUACAUGGUGAAUCUGCUUGAGUCGAUGCAUAAAUGUUGCUUACCUUCAGGAGUGCCAAGUGAAUCCCCCAGUGCUUACGAGAAAAGUUUGGUUCAUAAGAUAUUUGGUGGGCAUCUUCGCAGUCGGGUGCAGUGCAUGCAGUGUAAAUUUUGCUCUGACAAGUUUGACCCAUUUCUGGAUUUAAGUCUAGAAAUUCACAAGGCAGAUUCACUACGCAAAGCACUUGACCAUUUCACUGCCAGAGAGCUAUUAGAUGGCGGUCAGAGGCAGUACCAAUGUCAGCAGUGCAAACAGAAAGUGAAGGCUAUCAAGCGGUUGACGAUUGACAAGGCACCUCAUGUCCUAACCAUCCACUUGAAGCGAUUUGGUUCACAUGUCCCUGGGCAAAAGAUUGAUAAAAAGAUUCAUUAUGGGCCUGCUUUAGACUUGAAAGAUUUUGUAUCCGAUACCUAUGGUGGUGAAAUGAAGUACACUCUCUAUGGUGUGCUGGUUCAUGCUGGUUGGAGCACCCAUUCUGGUCAUUAUUAUUGCUUUGUUCGCACUUCAAGUGGAAAUUGGUACUCCCUUGAUGACAAUCAGGUGGUUCAAGUGAGUGAGAGAAAAGUGUUGGAGCAGAAGGCAUACAUGUUGUUCUAUGUUCGGGAUAGGAAAUCUCCUGUGCCGAAGAAGUCGGUAAAUGUUGCCCGCAAUGAUAAUGUGAUUACUGAUGCCAUAGGAAACAAAAUAUAUUCUAAUCACAGCCAGAGAUUUAAGGAUACUGUUCAAAAUGGAUUUCAUGUGAAUAAUGUGGAUUCCUUUUCUGGUGCAAAAGAUCAAAGGGGGACAUUAAGUGCCGAAGUUUCAAAGGAGAGAACUUCAACAAAUGGUCUGGUACCCCCAAAGGUCAAUGGUGUAGUAGUUAAUGGACAGCCAGAAAAUCUGUCGAAAGUGCCAGAAACAGGUGACAAGGCAAAGGAGUCUGUUGUAGACCCGAAGGGUGGACCAUGCAUUAAAGCUAAUCCAACAGUUCCUGUUUCCAAUGGAAUUCAUAAACUUGAAAUCAAGGGGGAAACAAGAUGCGUAGACUCUACCCCACUAUGUAAUGGCAAUGUCAACGUCAAAGAGUUGACUAAUGACAAAGAUCCAAGUACUUCUGAAAAACUGUUGAACAUAGAUAUCCACAAGCAAGAGGAAAGCAGCAAGGCAAACACCAACUCUCGAGUGGUAAAAGACAUCUCCAAUGGAAGUUUAGGUGAUUCAGCUGUUAAAGUCAAUAACGAUGUUGGACAGAGAAAAGCAGUUGCUGAAUCGGCCAGAGCAGUGAGCCAACCAACUAUAACUAGCUUGACGGAAAAGGAAGCUGUUGACAAGACCUGCUUGAAAGCCAAAAGGAAGUCUCUCAAGAGUCGUGUUACCAAGAUGAAUCUCAGCUUUAUGAUCUUAGAUCCAACCUUAGGACUGAAAAGGAAGAAAAAACCCAAACGAAUGAAACAUAAACUUGGAAAGAGAAAGCGUAGCAGUCCCAGUUCCUUGGAUGAGAGUGUCUCUUCUGGUCUUGGUCCGUCUACAUCCAAGUUAUCCCAUACUUUGAUCCCUUUUCCAAUGCCUUCUCAAAAAAAGAAAUCAAAAUUUGGUUCCAAUGAGAAAGCUUCCACUUUAGAUACAAAAACUGCUACAGUUGAUGAUGUGAGGGUUGUGAACAAUGGCACUGUAUUAGCAAAUGACAAGCAACCACAAAAAAGUUCUAGCUUGGCAUCCGUAGGAAAUCAAGGUGGUGACAAUAGACGGUCAACGGAUGCUAAAGAGACUAAAGUAAUUGCAACACAGAAAGGUCUGUUGAACAUGCUUACGAGAGGUUUGGAGUCGAGCGUUCCACGUUGGGAUGACAUGGAAGUUCCUUCCUUGAAUGGUGUUGAAGCACAGAAUGGGAAUUGUGUCAGCAUUGGGUACAUUGGAGAUGAGUGGGAUGAGGAAUAUGACAGAGGUAAGAGGAAGAAGAUUAGGAGCUCCAAAAUUGAAUUUGGUGGACCAAACCUUUUCCAAGAAGUUGCAAGCAAAAAGGCAAAGGUAAAGAAAGCGAGGCUAGAGCGUUCUAGCUCUGCAAACCGGCCUUUCAGGAUAUUAUAAUGAAUCCCAGGACAUAUUUUGACUUAACCUAUCGAGAAGCACAACCCCACGAAUUGAACACGAGUUUCACUGAGAUGGCAACGGUUUGCAUCCCAGCUUGGUCCAUAUUUAGCUCUGGCUGCUAAGCUUAUUUGUAAGCCUACUAUUUGAAGGCUUGGGUAAUGUGUAUGCUCUUACCUUUUUUGUUACCAGUGAUUUGCCUCAGUUUUGGCUGUGUGAGGUCUUAAGAAAGAUGUAACGUUCUGGACAUUGGAUCAUGACUCAUUAAAUGAAUAACAUUUGUGUUUGAAAAUGCUUAUUCACUUUCUGUUUGUCCAUAAAUGAUACUUGUGUAUUUGUGAACACUGGUGAAAUAUUAAAAAGAGUUGUUUUGAGGAAUAUUUCAA
This is a messenger RNA of Lycium ferocissimum, 3358 nucleotides long. RefSeq names its product ubiquitin carboxyl-terminal hydrolase 23. Gene Ontology annotation, biological process: protein deubiquitination. The record is from RefSeq and is a predicted model, not a curated record. Gene Ontology annotation, molecular function: cysteine-type deubiquitinase activity; cysteine-type endopeptidase activity. The transcript is spliced from 10 exons. Gene Ontology annotation, cellular component: nucleus; cytosol. Lineage: Eukaryota; Viridiplantae; Streptophyta; Magnoliopsida; Solanales; Solanaceae. The coding region runs from base 291 to 2972 and encodes 893 amino acids.